Linum tenue is the source of this 854-nucleotide messenger RNA. Lineage: Eukaryota; Viridiplantae; Streptophyta; Magnoliopsida; Malpighiales; Linaceae. The record is from the annotation of a GenBank genome assembly.
CGAAACUUCAUUUUCUUUACCGCCGGUCGUAUCCAUGACUAGGAAGUCGGGCCGAUUGCAAGUUCUGCCAUUCCGAAGGACCGCCGGUACCCGAUAGAUUUCUCGCCCUGUCGCCCAGCUCCGCCGGGACACAGCAACUGCCGCCGUAGUCUCGCAUCGAAGGGCAAGUCGUCGUUUAGUUCUCUGGAAACGUGACCCAAUCGCUAGCGGAAAAACGCGUAGCAGAGGUCGGUUUUUUUUUCGCGAUUAACAACAGAGCGAGGUAGCAUUUGAAGGUAGGAAUUUAGGGUUUUCUGCGAGUUAGGUUAAUGUCGUCGGGCAAGCCCAACGACGGGGACUUGCAGUUAGUACCAGCGGCGGCGGCGGCAGAUAAUCCAAGGCCGCCAGCAGUUCCGCCGCGUACCCUGGCCACGUCCACGGGAUCAAAUGCAAUCGUCGAGUAUACAGGGCCGGUAUUCAAGGAAGAGGAGGAGGACUUGGAGCUCAAGCUUCGGCGGAUACUUGAGAAUGUACCGGUUCGAGUCAGCAAUACUUCUGGUAGUUCCGCCGGUGCCGGUUCGGGUGACUUUCACCAGUAUCGGCAAAUGAGGCGGAAAGAGCAAGAUCGGGUUGCUAGGAUGGAGGUCGACUACGCGAGAAGGAAAGAAGAAGCAGAAUUCAGAAUGAGAAGGGAGGAAAGGUUGAAAGCCGAAGAGGAGACGAGAGCCAAAAAACGUGCCAAACGUCAAAAGAAGAAGCAGAAGAAGAAAGAGAGGAGGAAGACGCCACAAGGUCCUGCCGAAGGAGGAGCAGAGCGACAGAAACAAGAAUCCUCAGAUGAUGGAUCCGAGAGCGAGGAUGAAGCAACAAAGUGA